Messenger RNA from Spirometra erinaceieuropaei, 535 nucleotides. NCBI's taxonomy places the organism in Eukaryota, Metazoa, Platyhelminthes, Cestoda, Diphyllobothriidea, Diphyllobothriidae. The record is from the annotation of a GenBank genome assembly.
AUGUCCUCGAACGCGGUGACUGCUCUGUCUCUGGGAGGCGAAAGAGUCACUGGUGAGUCGGUCAGAAAGCAGAAUGGUAAGAACUUUGAGCCAUUUAUUUAUUGUAGUUAUGGCUGCAUGCUCGAUCGCGAACAUCGUCAAAACUAGUCUCGGGCCUGUCGGGCUGGACAAAAUGCUCGUGGAUGACGUUGGCGAUGUUACGAUUACAAAUGACGGUGCCACGAUUCUGAAGCUACUUGACGUCGAACAGCCAGCCGCCAAAGUCCUAGUUCAGUUGGCGCAACUGCAGGAUGAUGAGGUUGGCGACGGUACCACUUCCGUCGUUAUCUUGGCUGCUGAACUCCUACGGAAUGCUGACGAAUUAAUCAGCCAGAAAAUUCACCCCACGACAAUUAUAAGCGGGUAUCGCCUCGCUUGCCGCGAAGCAUGCAAGUACAUUCAAAACAACCUCGUCCUGGAUUCCGACUCCCUGGGAAAAUCGUGCCUCGUCAGCGUUGCGAAGACAUCAAUGUCGAGCAAGUUGAUUACCCUGUAA